GAUAACACAAAAAUUAAGGUACAGCACAACCAGGGAGGCAAUGAGCCCUUCAGCUGACAGAAAUCCUAAUAGGUUCCUAUGCAUGACCCCGCCUACCCCGGGGGAAAAGUCGUAGGCACAAAUCCUAUUUCCAGGAUAAAACUUGUAUUCGGCAGCAACUCCGAAGAAAGGAAAGAUCAGCUGAAGUAAUGUAAGACACAGUGUGGCAACCAUGAACACGUGAAUUGAAGAGCUUGAGACAUGGGCUCUGUAAUAUAGCGGCUUUAUGGUGGCCAAAUAUCUACAUCCUGCUAGAAUAAUGACAACCCAAGCCGACCAAAUCAUCAUGGACGUCGCAAACCAGCCGAGGACGUUACAUAGAUUUCGCCCCAUGAGACAUCCACAUUUUAUCCAUCCCCCGAUCCACAUAACGGAAUACAGGAGUGCUGUUACAAAGUCAUUGAUGGCCAGAACUAUAACACAGUUCUUAGAGCACGACAUACGAAGAGAGAUGCGAAAACCAAUUGCAAACAGAACAACAGACCAAAGUCGUGACCGUGCUCCUUUAAAACGGCCAUAAAUGACCGUUUCUGACAGGCAAGAGCCGCUAGAAUAUGUGGCAUCAUUAUGGAAUCUGGAUUUUUAUAUCAUUUCGGAUUUAUCAAGCUUGCACAUACAUUGAUCAUGGCAGUUAUCGAAAAGGAUCGAGUUCAAAUCUUCUAUACAGUACUUCUGGAACGCUAGAAUUUUGCAAAAUGGAAUGUUCAUCGAAUCCGUCGUGUAAAGGUUUCGGGAGGAUGUCGGGGAAUUGUUAUUUCUCAAGCUCUUCUGUUCCAAUGUCAACAACAUGUUCUGGAUGCUCUUUCUACACUAAAGACAACUGUGACACUACAACGGAAACAGCCAUGUCAUCUACAGUUCCGGUAUUCCAGUAUACCACUCUGCAACCGGCAGCAACCACAAAUUCAAUACAGAAUGGGACGGGACAGGCGCUCUGUGUGUGCUCAUGCAGUCAAAACGGCACCAUCCCAACAGCGACUCUGGCACCACACGAAAGUCUUGUAAUAGACAAGAAGGGGUUGUCGUCCUACAGAAACUCUAGGAUUUGCAUUGCUGACAACCGACCUUCCGCCGUAGCUCUUGGCUCCCUAGGGGUCGGAAUUAUCGUGUUGUUUGCUUUGCUUAUUGUGCUCCCGGACGCUGUAAGGCUCCUACGGUUUAUUGUGAACAAAUGUUGAUUAUUUAGAAUAAAGUGAUCUGCAUAUCCGAUUGAGAAUAUUCAUUACAUAUAAUGCAAACAAAUACAAACGUAGUCUUCUUAAUAAGUAAUAACACCGUAAUACAAAAGUAGUUUAAAUAUAUAUCGCAGCGGUGUACUGACGUGAGAAAAACAUUGUUGUAACAGAUUGCCAUUGCUGCUUGAUUAGAACUAAACAUAAGAAUUGUUAAAUGAAAUAGACACAAUCUUUGCUUUUAAACGAAAUCAAUUAUUUUUAUAGACAUGUUCAAAAUGAAUAAUUCAUUCAAUGUAGGUUUUUUAGUUUUAAAGUAAAGAAAGACUCGAUGAUUUUGCAAGACUUACAUAUUAU
Magallana angulata is the source of this 1568-nucleotide messenger RNA. RefSeq lists its product as uncharacterized. The transcript has 5 exons. Bases 594 to 1217 code for a protein of 207 amino acids. The record is from RefSeq and is a predicted model, not a curated record. Lineage: Eukaryota; Metazoa; Mollusca; Bivalvia; Ostreida; Ostreidae.